GUUUUUAUACUACUGUUUUCCCCGUCCAUCUCUCUCUCCUCGCCUCGGGCUGCCUCUCUCUUCCUCCCCACCCUCUCCCUCCGCCGCAUCCCCGCGCUGCCAAACCCUAACCCUAAACCCCGCCCACGCGCGCCUCCUCCCCAGCCCCUCGCCGGCGCCCGUCCCCGGCGGCCGGAUUCGGAUUCGCCGCGCCGGGCCGGUCCGAUCGAUGUAGGCAGCGACACGCGCUGCCCACGCAUCACACCCUACACACCCCGCCCCGAGAUGGCCGCGGAGUGGCGAGCCGGGUGAGAACCUCGCGGGAGGGACCGGCGAGACGUAGAUGGCAUUGGGAGAUCUCAUGGCGUCCAGGCUCGUGCACUCCUCCUCCUCCUCGUCCUCCUCGCCCUCGCUCCCCACGCCCUCCCCGGCGGCCGCGGCGGUGGCCCUCCGCGCGGAUGCCGACCUCCCCGCCGCCAACGGCCCGGACCCGCUGCUCCCCGCCGAGCGGGAGGAGGAGGAGGACGACGGGCGGGCCGUGGGCCUCGUCGCCUGCCUGCCGCAGACCGUGGUCCUCUGCGAGCAGCGCCACGACGGCUUCGAUGAGGCCGCUGCCGCCGCCGCCGGGCCCUCCACCAGCGGCCCCGUCUCCAAGUGGCGCCCAAAGGACCGGAUGAAGACUGGAUGUGUUGCACUUGUAUUAUGCUUAAACAUUAGUGUUGAUCCACCGGAUGUAAUUAAAAUUUCCCCUUGUGCAAGAAUGGAGUGUUGGAUAGAUCCAUUUUCUAUGGCACCUCCCAAAGCGCUUGAAACUAUUGGAAAAACAUUACACUCACAGUAUGAGCGAUGGCAACCUAAGGCUCGUUAUAAGCUUCAGCUGGAUCCCACAGUCGAAGAAGUAAAGAAGCUUUGUAAUACUUGCCGCAAAUAUGCCAGAUCAGAGAGAGUUCUUUUUCAUUACAAUGGUCAUGGCGUACCAAAGCCUACAGCCAAUGGGGAGAUUUGGGUGUUUAACAAGAGUUACACACAGUAUAUCCCUCUUCCGAUUACUGAUCUUGAUUCAUGGCUGAAAACACCAUCGAUUUAUGUUUUCGACUGCUCAGCAGCUGGAAUGAUUGUCAAAGCUUUUCUUGAGCGCCUAGACUGGAGUUCAAGCUCUUCUACAUCUUCGAAGGAUUGCAUUCUCCUUGCUGCGUGCGAGUCACAUCAAACUCUUCCACAGAGUGCAGAAUAUCCUGCUGAUGUGUUUACAGCUUGCCUGACCACACCCAUCAAAAUGGCGUUGCACUGGUUUUGUAAUCGAUCAUUACUCCGUGGUUCUCUGGAUCACUCUCUUAUUGACCAAAUUCCUGGAAGGCAAAAUGACCGUAAAACACUCCUGGGGGAGUUGAACUGGAUUUUCACUGCUAUUACAGAUACUAUUGCAUGGAAUGUUCUUCCUCAUGAACUAUUCCAAAGGCUUUUCAGGCAGGAUCUUUUGGUCGCUAGUCUUUUCCGCAACUUCCUACUUGCUGAGAGAAUCAUGCGGUCUGCAAACUGUUCUCCAAUUACAUACCCAAUGUUGCCACCAACACAUCAACACCACAUGUGGGAUGCAUGGGACAUGGCUGCGGAGAUCUGCCUUUCCAAGCUUCCUCAAUUGAUUGCUGAUCCUAACGCAGAGUUUCAGCCGAGCCCAUUUUUCACGGAACAAUUGACAGCAUUUGAAGUGUGGCUUGAUCAUGGCUCGAAGGAUAAGAAACCACCUGAACAAUUACCCAUUGUUCUUCAGGUCCUGCUUAGUCAAUCACACAGAUUUAGAGCGCUCGUUCUUCUCGGAAGAUUUCUUGACAUGGGACCGUGGGCAGUUGAUUUGGCCUUGUCUGUUGGUAUCUUCCCUUACGUGCUCAAACUUCUUCAAACAAGUGCGAUGGAGUUGCGUCAAAUUCUUGUGUUCAUAUGGACAAAAAUUCUCUCUCUUGAUAAGUCAUGCCAGGUUGAUUUGGUGAAAGAUGGAGGGCAUGCAUAUUUUAUCAGGUUUCUCGACAGUUUGGAUGCUUACCCAGAGCAGCGUGCCAUGGCUGCUUUUGUUUUAGCAGUUAUUGUGGAUGGGCAUAGGAGGGGUCAAGAGGCUUGUAUGAACGCAGGUCUUAUAGAUGUUUGCCUGAGACAUCUGCAACCUGAGAAUCCUCAUGAUGCACAAACAGAGCCUUUGCUUUUGCAAUGGCUUUGUUUAUGCCUUGGCAAACUGUGGGAGGAUUUUCCUGAGGCUCAGUUACUUGGUCUACAAUCAAAUGCACCAGAAAUUGUUAUAUGUUUAUUGGCCGAGCCUCAACCUGAGGUUAGAGCCUCUGCUGUUUUUGCUCUUGGAAAUCUCUUGGAUAUUGGAUCUUCAUCAGUGAAUGGAGGUGAUGAUGACUCUGAUGAUGAUGAAAAGGCGAGGGCUGAAAUAAAUGUUGUUCGAAGCCUUCUGCAACUUUCUUCAGAUGGUAGCCCUCUUGUUAGAGCUGAGGUGUCUGUAGCUCUUACCCGCUUUGCGUUGGGCCACAACAAACAUCUCAAAAUUGUUGCUGCGGAGUACUGGAGACCUCAAACCAAUUCACUACUAAAGUCAUUACCAUCAUUGGCCAAUAUUAAUAACCCAAGCAAUGUUUACAGUCCCAGCAACUUUCUGCAAGGCAGCAGUGGUCUCUCUUCUCAUAUUGGUCCUGUGUUAAGGGUUGGUAGUGAUAACAGUGCCACGGGUCGUGAUGGGAGAAUUUCUACGAGCAGCCCGAUCGCGACAAACAGCAUCAUGCAUGGGUCUCCUCAGUCAGACGAUUCUUCUCAGCACUCUGAUUCAGGCAUAUUGCUUAGGGAGAAUGCAAGUAACGGCGGUCUCAACUACACCAGGUCAAGGCCUAUUAUUGAUAGUGGAAUUUAUUCUCAAUUUAUUUCGACUAUGUGCUCUGUUGCUAAAGACCCUUAUCCAAGAAUUGCAAGUAUUGGCCGGAAAGCACUAUCCCACGUAGGGGUCGAGCAAGUGGUCAUGAGAAAUAGAUUUGGCAGUGGGGGUGCAGGCGAGACAUCUGCUCCUUCAUCAAACAUUGGAAUGGCACGUUCUUCUUCCUGGUUUGACAUGAACUCUGCAAAUUUCUCAAUGGCAUUUAGGACUCCUCCUGUUAGCCCCCCUCAGCAUGAUUACCUUACAGGGCUGCGCCGCGUGUGUUCUAUGGAGUUUAGACCACACCUCUUGAAUUCCCCUGAUGGCUUAGCUGAUCCGGUCUUAAGCUCUGCUGCAGCGCCCAGUACCAGUGAGCUUAAUAUACUUCCCCAAUCAACAAUUUAUAACUGGAGUUGUGGCCACUUCUCUAGGCCACUUCUAAAUAAUUCUGAUGAUAACGGGGAAGCAAGUGCUAGAAGAGAAGAGCGGGAACGAAUUGCAAUGGAUUGCAUUGGAAAAUGUCAGCGUUCCUCAGCAUGCAAGAUGACCAGCCAAAUUGCUAGUUGGGAUACAAGGUUUGAGCUGGGUACAAAAUCAGCAUUGCUUUUGCCUUUUGCACCAAUCGUUGUUGCAGCUGAUGAGAACGAGCAAAUAAGAGUGUGGAACUAUGACGAUGCUCUACCAGUGAAUACUUUUGAAAACCACAAGUUAUCUGAGAGAGGUCUAUCAAAACUUUUGCUUAUCAAUGAGCUUGAUGAAAGCUUGCUUUUAGUUGGCUCAAGUGAUGGAAAUGUCCGUAUAUGGAGAAACUAUACCCAAAAGGGUGGACAGCAACUUGUAACUGCUUUCUCAUCAGUUCAGGGCCAUCGAGCUGUUGGACGUAGUGCUGUUGUUGACUGGCAACAGCAAUCUGGUUAUCUGUAUGCAUCUGGUGACAUGUCUUCCAUCUUUGUAUGGGAUCUUGACAAGGAGCAACUUCUCCACACCAUACAAUCAUCUGCUGACAGCGGCAUUUCAGCUCUGUCUGCAUCUCAAGUUCGAUCCGGUCAAUUUGCUGCUGGUUUUAUUGACGCAUCCGUGAGAAUAUUUGAUGUUCGUACUCCCGACAGGUUAGUUUAUAUGGCAAGACCACAUUCCCCAAGAACUGAAAAGGUUGUCGGUAUAGGAUUUCAGCCUGGAUUUGAUCCAUACAAGAUUGUAAGCGCAUCUCAAGCUGGAGACAUUCAGUUUCUUGAUAUUAGAAGGGCAGCUGAACCCUACCUCACUAUUGAAGCUCACAGGGGUUCAUUAACUGCAUUAGCUGUUCAUAGACAUGCCCCGGUCAUUGCAAGUGGCUCAGCUAAGCAGAUGAUUAAAGUGUUCAGUCUUGAAGGAGAACAAUUAACGAUCAUUCGCUACCAGCCAUCUUUUAUGGGCCAAAGAAUAGGCAGUGUAAACUGCCUUUCUUUCCAUCCGUACAAAUCUCUCUUGGCUGCUGGUGCUGGUGAUAAUGCUCUGGUCUCUAUCUAUGCUGAGGACAAUUAUCAAGUAAGAUGAGGUUUACAAUCUUGUGGCAUGCAAUGACGAUGCAAUCAGUAGGCCAUAUGAUUGGCCAACUGCUGGAUCCGCAGCAGGUUCAGCUACAAGAUACAAGAUGAUACAAAGCCUGGUCAGCAACAUGGUGGUGGUGCUAGUGCUGCGGCUUUUGGUCCAUAUUGCUUGUGUUGGGCAUCUACAUCUCUGAUCGGCGUGUGCAAUUUGUAAGAUACAAAAAAAGAUUCAUUAGCCUCCCCUGCAGAAGGUUGUGAAAGUGAUAGGCAGCUGUUGUCCCCAUCAGUGAACUAGGAGGCUUCUCAAAUAAUCAUACCUAGGUUAGCUGAAAUGUAAAUAGCCGUCCGCAUUUGGAUUGUUCUCUUAGUCAGUUCUCUUUCUUUCCAAAGUGUAAAAAGGUUUGCCGACGCUUCAUAUCAUAAGUCGGGUUUGGCGGUGGCCUGCUCGAGCAAGUGGUUGUUUAUAUGGGCCAGGGAGGGAGAAUGCAAUGCACAUGCCUCCUCACAGAUGUUCUGCAUAGAUAGAUGCUCCUUUUCCAGCUAAUAUAGGAUUAGAGGUGAGUUGUUACCAUGGCUUGCUUGAAUUAGUAUUCUCCAGCUCAUUCAUUGUCACAGCUCUGGCUUCACUGUCUAUUUGUAUAUAUGAACUGCAUUUGUACAGUAGUUAACUCUCUCUUAAGAUGUAAUGCAUGUUUAUCCUUGGGUGUAUCUGACAUUCUGAUGAAUAAUUAAGUGAAGAAGAAGCUUGUGUCUGUA
This is a messenger RNA of Lolium perenne, 5166 nucleotides long. RefSeq names its product regulatory-associated protein of TOR 1. Gene Ontology annotation, cellular component: TORC1 complex; cytoplasm. Gene Ontology annotation, biological process: TOR signaling; positive regulation of cell growth; regulation of autophagy. Gene Ontology annotation, molecular function: protein-macromolecule adaptor activity; protein binding. The record is from RefSeq and is a predicted model, not a curated record. Lineage: Eukaryota; Viridiplantae; Streptophyta; Magnoliopsida; Poales; Poaceae.